AUGAUAUCAGCAAAGCUGACGUCGGACGAUAUAGUCUUGACAAGCCUUGAUUUUGUCGAGCGAUUAGACUUUAUCAGACCGAAAUCAAGUCAUACGCUGCAAGAAAGAACGGAGCACCUGCUGCAUUUCGGUGUGCUUUUGCGAAUGCGAAUCCUUGACAUCUUUGGCAGCCUCCUGUACGUCUAUUACGAUAAUUUCAGCGUCGCGGAAGUGGAGGCGUUGCACAAAGUGUAUCAAGAGAUUUUCAAUCGACGAUACAAUAUAUUCAGCCUGAUUCCCGGCAUCUUGAAGAAAGAAACUAUAAGACCGUCUGAGAUCUGCGACGAAAUUUAUGCUCACGUGAAAUCUUGUCUGAGAAACAGCGCGACCGUGUGCAGCAGAAUCAAGAAGCACAAUCUUUUGGAUCUCGACGAUCUUGAAACGUCAUCCGGUUUGAAUGUCACGUUUUUGGUGUAUCGUUUGUCGAAACUGUCGAAGCAAUACCCCAGAGGAUUUUCGCUCGAGGCAUUGCUGAGAUUUCUGGAAAAGGAAGUGCUGACGAUUACGCCUGGUCUAUUAUCCGGACUUCUUUAUCACGUGAGAUACGAGAGCUACGACGAUGAGGUACGUCUUGCCGAGCGAGAGCUCGUACGACACUUCCACGAGAUGCAAAUCACCGAAUCAAGUUCGACGAUAAUCCUGAAACAGUUGACCACGAGAGAACUGAAAAAAUUCCACAGUGUGAAUUCUCUCUUUCGGUAUUACAUGAGCAUUUAUAUCGAGAAUAUUUCGGAUGACAAUUUGAAGAGACACGCAUUCCUACUUGUGAAACGUAUCGCCGACGAUAUCGGCACGAUCGACGAAAACAUCCUGUUGCUCGGCAACGUCUACGAGGAUCGCAUGAUACACGUCAAAUAUCUCUUUGACCUUGUAUUGCCCGAUGACGUGCUUGAUAAAGACGUCAUCGAUGCUAAAAAAUUUCUGGUGAAAAAAUUGGAGAAGUUCAACGUGGUGGAGAGAUAUCUCAGAGUGCAUAAAUAUCAACAGCUUACACCGGCGCAGCUUGCGUUGGAAAUUACCGGACAGCUGAGGGACAUCGACUUUGUCAAGGACAUCGCGAUAUCUCUGCAUAUGCAUGCGAAAUACUGGCGCAGCAGUCACAUGAUCGAGACUCUCCCCGAACUUCUGCAACUGUUCGACGCCUACGAGAAUCUGCGUCACGUGCUGACAUAUCAGGACAUGAUGCAGAAAAUCGACCAGAUCAAAGAAAGUCUGUCGGCCAUGAAGGACGUUCCCGUCGAGAUUCUUUGCAAUGCUCCGCGAACUUGUUUGCAAAUAGGUCUGCAAUCAGUUUUACGUUGCAAAUUAGUGAGUUCCGAAAUCAAGAAUCUUAUCAGAGACUUUUUCAAGCUGAGCAAUAUGUGCGUAGAUAUAAAAUUGGAGAAUCGCGUGAAAAACAUUCCGCUAACAUUGUCGAGAGUGAAAGUAACCACAAAAGUCAUGAAUGCAACAACAAAGACCAUACCGAUGACCACGACUCCACUUAGUACGAGCGAAACAAAGACAGAAAGUUUUGAAACAUCGGAAGAAAGUACGGAAAAAGUUACGAAGGUGAGCGAGAUCGCUGUGGAACCAAAAACUACUACAGAGUCAGUGAGCAUAUCAACUCCGAUAAUCACCACAAAGUUUAAAAUGCCAAAAAUGACGACGACGAUGAUGAAGACUGAAACAUCAACAAUUACUACAGAAUUACCCGCAAUUACUGACACCGAAUCACCCACAACUACUACUACUGAAUCACCCACAACAACUACCACAGAACCAUCCACAACAAUUACCACGGAAUCAUCCACAAUAACUACCACAGAACUACUUACAACAACUACCACAGAACCAACCACAACUACCACAGAACCACCCACAACAACUACUACAGAACCAUCCACAACAAUUACCACGGAAUCAUCCACAGUAACUACCACAGAACUACUUACAACGACUACCACAGAACCAACCACGACUACCACAGAACCAACCACAACUACCACAGAACCACCCACAACAACUACUACAGAACCAUCUACAACAAUCACCACAGAAUCACCCACAAUAACUACCAUAGAACUACCUGCAACAACUACGACAGAACCAACCACAACUACCACAGAACCACCCACAACAAUUACCACAGAACCACCCACAACUAUCACAAAACUACCUAAAAAAACUACUACAGAAUUACCUAAGACAACUAUUACAAUAUCGCCCACAACCACUACUAAAUUACCCAUAACGAGUACAACAUUGCUCACCACAUCACCUGCAACAUCUACUACAAUAUCAUUAACCACAGAAAAGAUACCAACGAUCGAUAUGGAACUGUCACGUUCAAAAGUCGAGUUAAGCAUGUCCGAGAGCGAAGAGAUCUCUACAACGACUUCCUUAUCAAAAGAGUGUGAGUCCAAUGAAUGUGGAAUAAGUUUGAAAAAAAUUGUCAAGAAUGUGACUUCGGCGCCAACGACGAAGAAGGUUUCUUCAAUUCCCUUCAAAAUUUUCAAAACAUAUCAUAGACUAACGACGAAGAAAAUUAUUCCUGAGACAACAACAGCAAUGACGGAGUUACACGAAACAACAACAAAAAAAGAGUAUGAUUGCGUGACGAGAUCUUGUUCGGAAGAAUGUGAAUCCGAGACCGUCGAGUCGGCGACAAAAUCCUGCGAAGUCAGUUGUGACUCCGAAGAGGAUUGCGACGAGGAGGAGAGUUUAAUCGAGAAUGUUUCCAAAAAGAUGGAAAAUCACACGAUCGAAUGUCACAAACAAUGCGAGCAAGAGUCUUCGGAGAUUUCGUCGGGAUGCGAGACGGACAAAAGUUGCGAAUGCGCGUCCACGGAUGAAAAGAGUGCCGAGUGCGUGACGCUGUGCCGAUCGGACAGCUCGUCGUGCGAGGACGAUCAGGACAACUGCUCGAUGUUGGAAAUGCCGACGAUCGAUAUAAAGUUGAACCGCAGGCAACAAAACGCACUUUGCGAAAUCCGAGAUUUCCAUCAUCGGCGCCAGAAGAGCCGAUUGGCGAAAAUGCGGGCGAUCAGCGCCGCCGCCGUGGCGUCGCACACUGACGUCCUUCGAUCGAGGACGUCGCGACGCCGACCGCGAAUCAUGACCAAAAAGCUGUACAAUUUGCUGGCCGCCGAGCUACCGCGAUCCAAGGACAAGAAGUCCAAAAGGAUAACGGAAUACCUGCUAAAACGAUCCGGACUGAACAAGAUCAAAGGAGACGGUCGAAAGCGUCGCAAGGAACGGGAAGAGAUUUACAGACUGAGAAAGAAGAUGGCCAGGAAACUGAAAAACAAGAGAUUAAGUGGUGACGCGUACGGUCAACCCGAGAGGAUACCUAAACAAAAUGUGAUCUCGAAGCAUUAA
Messenger RNA from Pseudomyrmex gracilis, 3399 nucleotides. Its product is annotated as probable serine/threonine-protein kinase nek3. The transcript has 2 exons. The coding region runs from base 1 to 3399 and encodes 1132 amino acids. Lineage: Eukaryota; Metazoa; Arthropoda; Insecta; Hymenoptera; Formicidae. The record is from RefSeq and is a predicted model, not a curated record.